Cydia fagiglandana is the source of this 2548-nucleotide messenger RNA. RefSeq names its product disintegrin and metalloproteinase domain-containing protein adm-2-like. Gene Ontology annotation, molecular function: metalloendopeptidase activity. The record is from RefSeq and is a predicted model, not a curated record. The transcript is spliced from 12 exons. Gene Ontology annotation, biological process: membrane protein ectodomain proteolysis. NCBI's taxonomy places the organism in Eukaryota, Metazoa, Arthropoda, Insecta, Lepidoptera, Tortricidae. Bases 47 to 2548 code for a protein of 833 amino acids.
GGAGUUCCUCGCCAGCGGCGGCGACCUGCAGCUGGUGCAUCGCCAGAUGAAGGACCUGGCCAACAUCAUCAACUCGGUAUACGCUCCUCUGAACAUUUUCAUAUCCCUGGUGGGUGUCGAGGUGUGGACGGAGAGGGACAAGAUCACGCUGGACGUGGACAGUGACGCCACACUCAAAAACUUUAAUGAGUACCGGAGCACGGAUCUCAUACACAGGAUACCUAAUGACAAUGCUCAUCUGCUCACCCGGCAAAAAUUCAAAGACGGCGUCGUUGGCAAGGCGCACGUAGGCAUGAUCUGUUCGACUGAGAAGUCAGCAGGUGUGGAGACCAACCACUCCAGCGUGUUUGGGAUCGUGGCCAUGACCAUGGCGCACGAAAUGGGCCACAACUUUGGCAUGGGCCAUGACGAUGAGCAGGAUGGAUGCGCGUGCCCAGACAAGCGGUGCGUCAUGAGCUCAUAUACCAGCGAUUCCAUUAUUCCCGUGCGCUGGUCUUCCUGCAGCCUCAGGAAUCUCAGUCGUUCUUUUGAAAAGGGCUUUGACUACUGUCUACGCAACAUACCGAAGAGACUCUUCGACUCACCAACUUGCGGAAACGGGUUCCUGGAAGAGAGCGAGGAAUGCGAUUGCGGGACAACACCCGGAGCCUUCUCCCCUGGAGACGAGGAUCACAACGCCUGCACAGCUUGUUGCAAGCCUGACUGCACGCUGCGAGCUAACGCCACGUGCGGCCACGGGCAGUGCUGUGAUAUAAAGGUACUUAUCUUUUCAAACAGUUCCUUGAAAGCGAGGAAUGUCAUUGCGGAACAACACCCGAAACCCGGAGCCUUCUCCCCUGGAGACGGGGAUCACAAUGCGUGCACCGCGUGCUGCAAGCCUGACUGUACCCUGCGGGCUAACGCCACGUGCGGUCACGGGCAGUGCUGCGAUAUAAAGACAUGUCGUCCCAAGGCGCCUGGCAAGGAAUGUCGUGCCGCGAACAGCGAGUGUGACUUGCCGGAGUUCUGUGACGGGAGCUCUCCAUUGUGUCCGCUAGACGUGCAUAAGAUGGACGCCACGCCUUGUCGGAAGGGACAGGCGUACUGCGUGCGAGGUUCGUGCCGCACACACACGGACCAGUGCCGGCUGCUGUGGGGGAUCACGGGAGAACGAUCUGACGACGCGUGCUAUAACGAGCACAACGUUUACGCUAACGAAUUCGGCAACUGCGGUUACGAUCGCGUGUCGCAGUCGUUCCGCAGCUGCUCGCCGCAAGACGUCCUGUGCGGCAUGCUGCAGUGCACCCAUCUCGGAAAGAAUAAAAUCCACCUCGGCGACAUUUAUACUGCCCGGAUGAUGUCUUAUCCCGUGCAGAAGGGCAGGGAUAGAAUGGUCCCUUGUCACACGGUGAUUAUCGACUUUGGCCUGAGGGACGUGGACCCCGGCCUGGUGCCCGACGGCGCUAAGUGCGGACCCGAUAAGAUGUGCAUGCAGCAGAGAUGUGUGUCGGUUGAGCGAGUGAGAGAGAUAGCGCAGCGAGCAGCGGGCUCUUUCUGUCCCUCUAACUGCUCCGAACACGGCGUGUGCAACUCCAAUGGCAACUGCCACUGCGAGGAAGGCUACGCGCCCCCACUGUGCUCGCUCCCGGGCGCGGGCGGUUCUUACGACUCCGGUCCGACUGCUGACAUUAGCAGUUUAACGCGAUUCAUGGUGGCGAUGUACGCGAUCUUCCUAGGCAUUGUCCCUGCAAUUAUAUUGGUGCUGCUUCUCAUCUACUUCUGCUCCUGUUGCUCCCCUCUCCGCUUCAAGAUUUUCAAAUCACACUACUCAAAACCUACCAACACCGGUUCUAAGUUUGCACUACCUAAUAUCAACUCAUUUAGGAAGUGGUUUUAUGAUACUGAUAAAGUUAAUCGUGAUAACAGUCAAUUUAAAGCAAAAGAGAGUGUGAAAGGUGAAGAUAAAGUACGUAAAAUUGUUACUGUCAAGAAUGAAUUUAAUGGUCACGAGUAUACGGAAAUAUGUUAUGUUGAUAUACCUAGUACAGAUGUAGAUAAGAGUGAUGCUAAAUCGAUUAAUACAAAAAAUGUUAAAGAACCGGUAAAAUUAAAACGUACAAUAAAUAAAGAAGAUAUUGUUAUAGUUGAAAAGUAUAAUCAUGCUCCUAUUCAUAAUAAAACUGUGACAAAUAAUGUAGAUGUUAUCAAACCUAAAGUUGAUGAUAUGAAAAAUAUAUAUGAGUCACUUACAGAAAAAUCUAACUCCAAUACUCCUAACUUUAAAGACUUGAAUAAUGAACUUGCAGUGCUUAAGAACAGUAAAAUGUCACCCGUAAAUAGACCUAAACCUAAUUUAAGUCCUAAACCUGCUGUUAGUCAGAAACCUAGUGUUAGUCUGAAACCUAGUGUAAGUCCUAAACCAGGCGUCAGCCCCAAACCUAGCAGGCUGCCACGCGAAAAUAAACCUAAGCCAGAAAUAAUAAAUGCUGGUCUCGCUUCUACAACUAAUGAGUUCCUCAAUCAAAGGUCGAAGUUGAGAAAAAUUGGUACAGUAAAUGUUAAUAAAUAA